Messenger RNA from Bursaphelenchus okinawaensis, 6790 nucleotides. NCBI's taxonomy places the organism in Eukaryota, Metazoa, Nematoda, Chromadorea, Rhabditida, Aphelenchoididae. The record is from the annotation of a GenBank genome assembly.
AUGGAUCACGAGAAGGACCCAGGAUGGCAAUACCUGCGCUUGACGCGCGAACAAAUGUUGGAGGUAGGUAUACUGUAGAUGACUCUGUUUUACAUAGUAAUAUUAUAUAAUGACUACUGUAUCAGCAAAAGAUAUAAUACUAUCACUCUGAUAACAUGACAUUACUUUAGGAACAAUCCAAGCCUUAUGACUCUAAGAAGAACUGCUGGGUACCAGACCCAGAGGAUGGUUACGUUGCUGCCGAGAUCAAGAGCACCAGCGGUGACGAUGUUACCGUAGUCAGCUCCAAGGGUAACGAGAUCACCAUGAAGAAGGAGUUGGUCCAGGAGAUGAACCCUCCCAAGUUCGAGAAGACCGAGGACAUGUCCAACUUGACCUUCUUGAACGACGCCUCCGUCUUGACCAACUUGAGGUCCCGUUAUGGUGCUAUGUUGAUCUACGUAAGUUGGUUACUGUAUUUAAUUUCAAGAUCUAUUAUUUUGUAAUUUUAACUUUGCUAUUUCCAUUUACUUUCAGACCUACUCCGGUCUUUUCUGUGUCGUCAUCAACCCCUACAAGCGUCUCCCCAUCUACACCGACUCCGUCGCUCGUAUGUACAUGAACAAGAGACGUACCGAAAUGCCACCCCAUCUCUUCGCCGUCUCUGACGAAGCCUACCGUAACAUGUUGCAAGACCACGAGAACCAGUCUAUGUUGAUUACUGGUGAGUCCGGAGCCGGUAAGACCGAGAACACCAAGAAGGUAAUUGCCUACUUCGCCGCCGUCGGUGCUUCUCAGCAAGAAGCUGCUGAUGCCAAGGCUGGUGUUGUAGCCGAAGAAGGAGGCAAGCGUAUCACCCUCGAGGACCAGAUCGUCCAGACCAACCCUGUCUUGGAGGCCUUCGGUAACGCCAAGACCGUCCGUAACAACAACUCUUCUCGUUUCGGAAAAUUCAUCAGAAUCCACUUCAACCGAGCCGGAAGAGUCGCCUCUUGUGAUAUCGAGCACUGUAAGUUUACUAUUUCAUACCUUUGUAUAUAUACUAUAUACUGUAAUAUAAAUGCUUUUUACUUAUAAGAGAUGUCUUUCAGAUCUUCUUGAGAAGUCUCGUGUCAUCCGUCAAGCGCCUGGAGAACGUUGUUACCACAUCUUCUACCAAAUCUUCUCCGGCUACAAGCCAGAGCUGAUCAAGGAGCUCCAACUUGACAAACCAGUCAAGGACUACUGGUUCAUCGCUCAAGCCGAGUUGACCAUCGAUGGUAUCAAUGACAAGGAAGAGCAUCAGCUCACCGAUGAAGCCUUCGACGUACUCAACUUCAGCCAGGACGAGAAGAUGGACUGUUACAAGCUCAUGUCCGGUAUCAUGCACAUGGGUAACAUGAAGUUCAAGCAACGGCCACGUGAAGAACAGGCCGAACCAGAUGGAACCGACGAAGCCGAGAAGGCCGCCGCCAUGUACGGUGUAGACACCGAAGCCUUCUUGAAGGCCUUGACCAAGCCUCGUGUCAAGGUCGGUACCGAAUGGGUAUCCAAGGGUCAGAACAUGGAACAGGUCAACUGGGCCAUCGGAGCCAUGUCCAAGGGUCUCUACGCCCGUGUGUUCCACUGGCUGGUAGCCAAGUGUAACAUGACUCUCGAUCAGAAGGGUCUCAGCCGUGACUACUUCAUCGGUGUCUUGGAUAUCGCCGGUUUCGAGAUCUUCGACUUCAACUCCUUCGAGCAGUUGUGGAUCAACUUCGUAAACGAGAAGUUGCAACAGUUCUUCAAUCACCACAUGUUCGUACUCGAACAGGAAGAGUACGCUCGUGAGGGUAUCCAGUGGACUUUCAUCGAUUUCGGUCUUGACUUGCAAGCCUGUAUCGAGCUGAUUGAGAAGGUGAGUUUGAAAUGACAUUACAUACUAAACAAUCUUCUAUGCACAAUAUAAUAUAAUAAUUAAACGUUUCAGCCCAUGGGUAUCAUCUCCAUGUUGGACGAAGAAUGUAUCGUACCCAAGGCCACUGACUUGACCUUGGCCCAAAAGUUGCUCGACCAGCACUUGGGCAAGCACCCCAACUUCGAGAAACCCAAGCCACCAAAGGGCAAACAAGGAGACGCUCACUUCGCCAUGCGUCACUACGCCGGUACCGUACGUUACAACGUCAUGAACUGGUUGGAGAAGAACAAGGACCCUCUGAACGACACCGUCGUCUCCAUCAUGAAGGCCUCUCAAGCCAACCAGUUGUUGUUGGAGGUGUGGAAGGACUACACCACCCAGGAAGAAGCCGCCGCCAAGGCUAAGGAAGGCGGUGGUGGCGGAGGAAAGAAGAAGGGAAAGUCCGGAUCUUUCAUGACUGUCUCCAUGAUGUACAGAGAGUCUCUGAACAACUUGAUGACCAUGUUGAACUCCACUCACCCCCACUUCAUCCGUUGCAUCAUCCCCAACGAGAAGAAGCAGUCUGGUAUGAUCGACGCCGCUCUGGUACUCAACCAGCUGACCUGUAACGGUGUACUUGAAGGUAUCCGUAUUUGCCGUAAAGGUUUCCCCAACAGAAUGUUGCACGCUGACUUCCGUCAACGUUACUCCGUCUUGGCCGCCGACGCCGCCAAGUCUUCUGAAGACCCGAAGAAGGCCGCCGAAGCCAUCCUCCAACAAAUCAUCAACGAUGGAGGUUUGACUGAGGAGAACUUCCGUGUCGGUCAGACCAAGGUGUUCUUCAAGGCCGGAGUGUUGGCUUCCCUUGAAGAUCUUCGUGAUGCCAAAUUGGGAGCCAUCAUGACUGGAUUCCAGGCCACCAUCCGUUGGUACUUGGGACUGGCCGACCGUCGUCGCCGUAUGCAACAACGUGCCGGUCUUCUGAUCCUUCAACGCAACAUCCGUUCAUGGUGCACACUCCGCACCUGGGAAUGGUUCAAGCUGUACGGCAAAGUCAAGCCUAUGCUCAAGGCCGGAAAGGAAGCCGAAGAGCUGGAGAAGCUUGGCGACAAGAUGAAGGAACUCGAAGACGCCUUGGCCAAGGAACAACAACUCCGCAAGGAGGCCGAGGAACAAGGUGCCAAGCUGGUUGAGGAGAAGAACCAGCUCUUCACCAACCUCGAGAGCACCAAGACUCAACUCUCCGAGUCCGAAGACAAACUGUCCAAGCUCACUUCCCAGAAGAACGACUUGGACCGUCAGUUGGGCGAGUUGAACGACCGUCUCGGCGACGAAGAAGACCGUAACGCCGACUUGUCUCGCGCCAAGAAGAAGACCGAGAGCGAGCUCGAGAACCUGAAGAAGCAGAUCCAAGACUUGGAGCUGUCUCUCCGCAAGGCCGAGUCCGAGAAGCAGUCCAAGGACCACCAAAUCCGCUCCAUCCAAGACGAGAUGCAACAACAAGACGAGAACAUCGCCAAGUUGAACAAGGAGAAGAAGCACCAAGAGGAGAUCAACCGCAAGCUCCAAGAGGACCUCCAAUCCGAAGAGGACAAGACCAACCACACCAACAAGCUCAAGUCCAAGUUGGAACAGAGUCUCGACGACCUCGAGGACACUCUCGAACGUGAGAAGCGUUCCCGUGCUGAGACCGAGAAGCAGAAGAGAAAGGUCGAGGGAGAGCUGAAGAUCGCUCAAGAGAACAUCGACGAAGUCAGCAAGCAGAAGACUGACGUCGAGAACAACCUCAAGAGAAAGGAGGCCGAACUCCACUCCGUCUCCUCCAAGCUCGAGGACGAACAGUCCUUGGUUGGCAAACUCCAACGUCAAAUCAAGGAACAACAAGCUCGCAUCGGAGAGCUCGAGGAGGAGAUCGAGAGCGAACGCAGCUCCCGCUCCAAGGCCGACCGUACCAAGAGCGAACUUCAACGUGAAUUGGAAGAGCUCUCCGAACGUCUGGACGAACAAGGAGGAGCCACCGCCGCUCAAGUUGAAGUCAACAAGAAGCGUGAGGCCGAAUUGGCCAAGCUUCGUCGUGACUUGGAAGAGGCCAACCUCAACCACGAAACCCAAUUGGGAUCUCUCCGCAAGAAGCACACCGACGCCGUUGCUGAACUCAGCGACCAACUCGAGCAGCUCCAGAAGCAGAAACAGAAGGCCGAGAAGGACCGUCAACAGAUUCAGCACGAGUUGGAAGACCUCCAAGCUCAGCUCGACUCCGAGAGCUCCGGCCGCUUGAACAGCGAGAAGGUGUCCAAGCAAUUCGAACUCCAAUUGGGAGAAUUGCAAGCCAAGUGUGACGAGCAAUCUCGUCUUUUGCAAGACUUCACUUCCCUCAAGGGACGUCUCCACAACGAGAACGGUGACCUCAACCGUCAGUUGGAAGACGCCGAAUCUCAGGUCAACAACUUGUCUCGUCUGAAGUCGCAGCUCACCAGCCAGCUCGAGGAGGCUCGCCGCACCGUCGACGAAGAAGCGCGCGAACGUCAAGCUGCCGUCGCUUCGGCCAAGAACUACCAACACGAGCUUGAACAACUCCAAGAAUCCUUGGAAGACGAAGUCGAAUCCAAGAACGAGGUUCUCCGUCAACUCAGCAAGGCCAACGCCGAGAUCCAACAAUGGAAGACUCGCUUCGAAGGAGAAGGGCUUCUCCAAGCCGACGAAUUGGAAGAUGCCAAGAAGCGUCAGCAACAGAAGAUCAACGAGCUUCAGGAAGCUUUGGAUGCCGCCAACUCCAAGAUCACCAACUUGGACAAGACCCGCGCCCGCCUCAGCAACGACUUGGACGACGCUCAGGUUGAUGUCGAAAGAGCCAACUCCUUUGCUGCCCAGAUGGAGAAGAAGCAGAAGGGUUUCGACAAGGUGGUCGACGAAUGGAAACACAAGGUCGACGACCUCAACGCCGAGCUUGACGCCGCUCAACGUGACAGCCGCAACGCCGCCACCGAACUGUUCCGCGCCAAGAACGCCCAAGAAGAGCUCCAAGAAGUGGUCGAAGGACUUCGUCGCGAGAACAAGAACCUUGCCCAAGAAAUCAAGGAUCUCACCGACCAACUUGGAGAAGGUGGUCGCUCCGUUCACGAGAUGCAGAAGAUCAUCCGCCGCCUCGAGAUCGAGAAAGAAGAACUCCAACACGCUUUGGAUGAAGCCGAAGCCGCCCUCGAAGCCGAAGAAUCCAAGGUUCUCCGGGCCCAAGUCGAGGUCUCCCAGAUCCGCUCCGAAAUCGAGAAGAGAAUCCAGGAGAAGGAGGAGGAGUUCGAGAACACCAGAAAGAACCACCAACGUGCCAUGGACUCGAUGCAAGCCUCCUUGGAGACCGAAGCCCGCGGCAAGGCUGAGUUAUUGCGCGUGAAGAAGAAGUUGGAGUCCGACAUCAACGAGUUGGAGAUCGCUUUGGACCACGCCAACAAGGCCAAUGCCGACGCCCAGAAGAACUUGAAGCGUCACCAAGAACAGAUCCGCGAGUUGCAACUCCAGGUCGAGGAAGAGCAGCGCACCCGCGACGAUCUCCGUGAACAAUACCUCAACGCCGAAAAGAGAGCCACCAUCCUCCAAUCCGAACGCGAGGAGAUCGCCGUCGCCUUGGAACAAGCCGAACGUUCUCGCAAGCAGGCCGAGUACGAAGCCGCCGAUGCUCGCGAACAGGCCAACGAAGCCAACGCUCAGCUCAACUCCUUGAACGGCCUCAAGCGCAAGUUGGAAGGUGAAUUGCAAGCUCUCCAUGUAAGUAGAUCAUGAAUUCAUUUUACAGCUAGGAUUGACAUAAUCUUAUAUAAUUAACAAAGUUAUGGUGGUAUGAAGCUAAGUUAAAAUAAUUUAGCCUUACAAUAGCUCGAAAUCUGCGAAUUUCAAAAGCGAUUUUGCGCGACAAAACCAAGUUCGUGAGCUGUUUUAAGUGCGGGCUUUCUUUGUCUCUUGUUAGCCGCAAAUUGACAAGGAUCACUCAGCCCUAUCUCAUAUACCGUUUUGAAUUUAAUUCUCUAAUGCGUAGGCGACUACUGCGUAGACAUCACAGUAUUCAUUAUUACUUUCCCGAAGAUGAACAACAAGAUGAGCCACCUAAAGUAGAGGUUUUAAUGUUAUUUAUUGCAUAAUUACUGGUAAACCAGUCAGUUUAGUAAUGUAUUAGCUAAUUUGACUACCUUUCAGGCCGAUCUCGAUGAAACCCUCAACGAGUACAAGUCAGCUGAAGAACGCUCCAAGAAGGCCAUGGCCGAUGCCUCCAGAUUGGCUGAGGAACUCCGUCAAGAACAAGAACACUCCCUCCACAACGACCGUCUCCGCAAGGGACUUGAACAACAAGUCAAGGAGAUGCAGGUCAGACUUGAUGAAGCCGAAGCCGCCGCUCUCAAGGGUGGAAAGAAGGUUAUUGCCAAGUUGGAGCAACGUAUCCGUGAAUUAGAAUCCGAACUCGACGGUGAACAACGCCGCUUCCAAGAUGCCAACAAGAACGCCAGCAAAUUGGACCGCAGAGUUCGCGAGCUCCAAUUCCAGAUCGACGAAGACAAGAAGAACUUCGAACGUAUGCAAGACCUCGUUGACAAGCUCCAGAACAAGCUCAAGACCCAGAAGAAGCAACUCGAGGAAGCCGUAAGUUGUUUGAGCAUUUGAAACAGCACCUUUAACAAAAUUCGAUCGUAAAUAGAUACUUUUCUUACCUAAAAUAACUAAAUUUGAAUGUUUCAGGAGGAAGUUGCCAACACCAACCUCCAAAAGUACCGCCAACUCCAACAUCAAUUGGAGGACGCCGAAGAGCGUGCCGAUGUCGCUGAGAACGGAUUGUCCAAGAUGCGCGCCAAGAGCCGUUCGGCCGCUUCCGUCGCCCCAAGCGGUGGAAUCCAGACCUCGCAAUCGGCUGCCAUUCUCCGCCAACCGUCUCGUGCUCGUAUGUCUUCAUCCAACCUCGCUGACUUCUAG